Molecule: messenger RNA, 5704 nt
Organism: Drosophila sechellia
Lineage: Eukaryota; Metazoa; Arthropoda; Insecta; Diptera; Drosophilidae
Exons: 7
Biological process (GO): potassium ion transmembrane transport; stabilization of membrane potential
Cellular component (GO): plasma membrane
Molecular function (GO): outward rectifier potassium channel activity; potassium ion leak channel activity
Source: RefSeq, a predicted model, not a curated record
UCGAAGCUUUACGGUUGAUCCGCGGAUGAAAGGGCGCCAUAAAACAAAGAGAACUUGGAGAUACGACUCGCGAAACGUUUAACAGUUAUUAUAUCCAGCCAAUUGGCGUAGUUCGCUGCGCCGACUGUGUUGUUAACUACGCUGUUUGUUUUUGUUUUUUGCAAGUGCUUCUGAGUGCCGAAGUUAAACAAGUCCGUGCGUAAGCCAGCCAGUUCAAUCGCCCGCUUGCGUGAAGGACCCAGUUUUAGCCAUGGCCCAAACAGAGGCCAAAACCACGUGCACGCGGCGUCGCCGCCAGUUUUUGCCCGAUGGCCAAAAUAGGCAGCAGCAGCAGCAGAAGCGACAACAACAACAUUGUUAGCGGUUUCCUCUCGAAAAUAUAUCGUGUGCUACAUAAUGCCGUUAGAUAUUUAUAACGGCUCAGAUCGCAUACCGUUAAUCGUGGAUUGUGGCACUAACUGAACUGGUCGAGCGAUUGUUGUGAUUAUCCUUAUUGUGAUCCCGCCCAUCAAAAGUGGGGAUAAGCGUUGGCAACAGUUGGCAAUUCGUAAGCAUUUUAGAGGCCAGCAUCAGAUUAUAUCAUCACUGUUUUCGGAGGACUCAUUACAGUUGAAUUCAGCAUCCGGCGCGACAGGCUGUCUCAUUUCCACAUCCACGCUCGCAUUCAGCCAACUCUGAGGACCCAAAAGGAGAAAAUAAGGGGAGUGAAAAAGAAAAAACAACAAGCGACAGGCUCGUAAAAGGGCGCUGUACAGCAAUAAGAACAUUUUAUGACGGUCACAUAAUAAGAUCGAAAAGGCCCCGCCCACUGUCGCACAAACCGGAGGCGCAGAGGAGGAUGCAAAUUACGUGGCACAUGAAGCGUCAAAGCGUUUGAUUUGAUUGUCAGCGGCAGAAGUGCGAGAAGUGAAGUGAAGUGAAGGGAAGCGAAUCGUUUACCGACCAAGUUUACACCUCCAACGGACCGACUGGCACCGAUUGAUUGAUUGAUUGACAGAUUGGCCAGGACUCGGAGGUUAGAGGUCAGUGGCAGAGGCAGAGGCAGCAGCAACAGCACAAUGAACAAGAAGUCGCCACUGCCGUUGGCGGCAUUUCUCGGCGGCGACGGCAGCGGAAACUGUGCCGCCAGCGGCAGCAGCAACGUUGCAGCAACUGCAGCAUCGGCGGCUGCGAACGGUUCCGGCGGACGUGGCGGUCGCCAGUCGUCGACGGGCGGCUCGUCGAGCGGCGGCGGGGGAUCCAAGUCGGAGAAGCAGGCGGCACGGGAGGCGGGCGGGGGCGGCGUAGGCAGUCUAUGCGGUUGCCAAAAGGCGCCCAAGUCGCACUGCAUAUCAGCAACAGGCGUGCUUUUGUUGGUGCUGCUCUACACCGCCAUGGGUUCCAUUGUGUUCGUGACGCUCGAGGGCGAAUUGGAGGAUGGUGGCGCCCUGGAAACCGCUGUGGCCGCCUCCAAGCCAUAUCCCCGCACCGAAUUGGCCAACGCCGAGAUACGAUCCAGAACUGUGGAUCGUUUGUGGUCAAUAACGGAGGACCUGAACAUAUUGUACAAGGAGAACUGGACGCGACUCGCCGCGCAGGAGGUGCAGCUGUUUCAGGACACUUUGCUGCGGGCGGUGCGACAGUCGAAGGUUUAUCCCCCCGGCGGAAUCCAGUUGAAUGCGCCCACACACAAAUGGACCUACGCCUCGGCCUUUCUCUACUCCCUGACAUUAAUUACGACGAUAGGCUAUGGCGGCAUCUCACCGCGGACGCAGUGGGGCCGAGUGGCGGCAUUGGUGUACGCCCUAUUCGGGAUUCCCAUCGUGCUGCUCUACCUAUCCGCCAUGGGCGAAGCGCUCUCGGCGGGAAUGCGCUGCCUGUUCCGGCGCCAGCGUGUGAAGGGCGGACCUGGUGUUGGCCCCGGUGGCGGCGCCUCUGGUGGAGUGGGCUCGGGCCCAGGAGGAAGUGGUGGCGGCCGAAAGACGGACAAGAACAAGGGCCAGGGGCACUAUGGCCACCAGAAGCUGCAUCAGUACGGCCUGCCGCCGUCGGUGUACCAGCAGCAGCAGGCGCAGCAAGCGCAACAGGCGCAGCAACAGCAGGCGCAACAAGCGCAGCAGGCGCAGCAACAGCAGGUGCAGCCGGGCAAGAAAUCCUCGGGCAAUCGCCGUGGCUCGCCCAGUGUUCCCAUAUCCAUCUGCGUGUGUGUGCUGCUCUGCUAUGUGAGCAGUGGUGCGAUUCUGUUUCACAAACUGCAGAACUGGAGUGUCCUGGAGUCGCUCUACUUCUGCUUCACCUCGCUGGGAACCAUUGGAUUCGGUGAGAUGGCGCCCAAUGGUGCAGUGGCUCUCUACACGGCCUCCGCCUACAUUCUGGUCGGCAUGGCCGUGGUGGCCAUGUGCUUCAGCCUCAUCCAGACGGAGAUCGUACUGUGGCUGCGCCGCUUCAGCGUCCAGGAUCACGUGAUGCCCAAGGCCGAGGAACUGGCUCUAGUCACCGUGGCGGUCACGCCGAAACCCUCCUGACAGCGACCCAGUGCGGAUCCCAGUCUGGGCGUUGGAUUGGGAGUUGGUCUGGCCGGCGGCGCCCUGGGGCAGCCGCAAAACAAUCUCGGCCAGCACCAGACCAUGUUCUUUGGACCCGCCCACACGCUAACGCAGUACAGUUCGCUGCCGCGCAGGAGUCACCUGCAGGCGGCCAACAAUUCCGGCGGAGGAUCGGCCUUCCAGCGAAACACGCCCAUCCGCAGAUCGACGGGCAUACCGGAGCACCAUCUGGAGUACUUUGUGCCGCGCAGCAUCAGUGAGUUCAAUCUGUCGGGAGUGGGCGAUCUCGCCCUGCCGCCACCACGUAGAUACUCACCCAAUAUGGUGGGUGGUGGUGGUGGUGGAAUGGGCGGCGGAAUGGGCAUGAAUAUGGGUGGCAUGGGCAUGAACAUGGGCAUGGGCAUGGGCCUGCCACAUGGCCUCCAGUUGGGUCCACCCCAGACGCUGCUCUGUUCGGCCACGCCCACUGUGCAGCAGCAACAGCAACCGCCUCCGCCGCCGGCACAACUGCAGAUUGUCACCCUAAAGCCGCGCAGCGAGAAGAUGGUGACCUUCGAGGAUGAGUCAAAGCAGGCGGUGGGCGGUGGAGCAGUUGGCGGAGGAGCCGGUGGCUCCGGCACGCCACCGCAUUGUCCACACGGAGUGCCGACGACUCCGCGAAAAUCGCCGGCCGUGGGCGAUAUAUUCAUGUGACCAGGAGCGCAGGACGAGGCGGCCCAGUUGGAUGCAGCAAUGCGAUUGCGCGACAGCAUCGAUGAUGCACUGUGUCCAAAAGCUGGACCGGCGCCAGGUGAAGUGAUACGUGUCUAGAAAAUCAAAGGAACAUCAACACUCACUCACUCACACAUGCACACACACACACCAACACACUGUAAGUAAAUGCACUCUUUUCCGAAGCAAAAGGGAGUGGAACAAAAAACAUUGCCUACUUUUGAGGGCCACUGUGUUUUUCAGCAUAUACAUAAAUAUAAAUAAAACAUUGAGCAAAUAUUUAAUGUUAUGUGUGUAAAUAUAGCAUACAGAAACCACAAAGAAGGCAAACAACUAAAGUUGAGUCGCACUUUGCGACAGAACGAGAGAGUGAAUUAAAAUUAAAAUUCUAAAUGAUAAAUGCAUAAAUAAUUAAAUGCUGCGUGAGGGCGUUUUACGGUUAAUGCCGUGGAACACGGAUCCAGGAAUUAAUAAAUACACUCAACCACACACACAUGAACACGGACACACACACACACACACACUAUGAAUAAUAAAUAGUGAGUGGGCGUGGCAUUAGGGGGCGGGCAAGCAGAGCAAACAAAAUGCAAAUGAAAAUGACAAAUUGUAUAAAUACCAAAGGACAAAGUUUAUUUAAGCGAUUUGUUAGUUAGUUGCUCCUGCUCUCUCAGUUCAUUUUUUUUUUUUGUUGUCAUUUUUUGUUUCGCCGUUUCUGGUUCAAUUUUCAAUUUUUUUAUUUGCUGUUUCGCAGGGCAAAUAUGUAUAAAUUUCCGGAAGGCAUAUUUUUUUCUAUUUGCAAAAUGCUGAUGGUUUUAUUUUCAGCCAUGCCAAAUGUUGUUUAAACUGUGCCAAGUAAAAUCGAAAUCUAUUCUAGAAAAUAUAGUAACUUUUUUUUUUAACAAUAACUAACUAACUGUACUAACUGUAAAUUAAGUUUCCCAGUUCCCACUGUUAAACGGUGCCAAGUUAAAUGUAAAAAUGCAACCCAAUAAUAGCAAAUGUGUUUUUAAAUGUAAAUUCGCAUUUUUACCAAUCGAACUGUUGAAUGUAACCGUUAGUGAAUAAGGUUCAAAGUGUUAAGUGUGUAUAAUAUGAGUGUAAGAUAAAUGCCAAAGAGGGGAACCGAAAGUAUUAUCAAAAUUGAUUGUUGAAGCUGACCUUUAAUCCGACUAAAUGCCACGUACAAGCGAUCAACGAAUUACCAGCGAUUUAUUCAAAAACUUUGGUGGCAUUUAGCUUGAGUAUUUUUAGCCGCCAUUUUCCAUCCGUUUGGCAAAACUCGUAAUUUCCAAACCGCCCACUGGCAAUUAGGUUUAAAUACUUUUUAAAUGCAUUUUGAUUGUAGGUAAUUGAGCGCGUGAAUGGCCAUUUGUUGUUUGUUUCUGUUGGUUUUUGGCCUUGUUUUCAGUUGCCUGUGUUCUGUUGGCCGUUUUCUGUUUGGUGUUGCUGUUUUCCACUGACAGGACAUCCAAUUGGAGGGCUGUCAAGCGAGCGGAGCUCAUUUGAGCGCGUUUUUGUUGCUUUCGCUGCUUUGCGGCAAUUCAUUUAAAAUAAAUUCAAUUUCAGAGUGGGCGUGGCCGGCCGCCUGGUUGCAUUUGUUAAUUUUUGCCAUAUUCAAUUUGUGGCAUUCAAUUAAAAUAGUGAAAUUAAACCAGAUAGGAUAGUCAUCGCUCGUAAAACACAAAGCAUGCCAACAAAAACAGAAAAAAAAAACAAACGAAAAAGAAGAUUAAUAUAACAUAUAAAUAAAGAAGUUUUUUAAAAAUACAACAUGCUGGACAACCUUCGAUUUAUGGGUUGUGGCCCCGCAGAGACUAAUUGCAGAGCUCAAAAACUUGGGUCAUAGCCAAAGCCAAUUCAGAUAGAUGUCUAUGUAGUUAAUAACUAACUAACUAACUAACAGCCAAACGGUAAUAGUAUAACAAAAGAGCGAUAAAACAAAUAUUGAAAUUAAGCCAAUGUAAUUAAAUUAAGACCACUUCAACACGCAUUCACACACACACACACACACACACACACACACACACACACACACACACUGACAGAGAGACAGAGAGAGCCACAACCACAGACAAAUUAAUACCAUAAAGUAAACUAAAUGUAACGAUACUUUUUUUUUGUCAAAUUCCUAGCACGGUAAGUUGAACUUUUAGGCUAACCGCAUAGGCUCAUUGCGAGUGGCAGUUAAGGAUAAUUACUCUAAUUCAUAUGUACUCCUAGUCCACUAGAUACACAUACAUAUGCGUAUACAUAUACAUAUACAUAUAGAUAUGUAGCCGUACACAAAACGAAACUAAUCUAGCAUUGAUAAAGGCAAAUACCAAUAAGAAAUACCGCAGUUCGCAUCACAUAUAUAUACAUAUAUAUAUAUAUGUAUACAAACAUCUCUCUAUAUAUAUACAUAUAUAUACAAGCCCAACCAAAAGAAAAGAGAAGAAUAAAUACAUCAUGAACAAUUUAGUCAAAAA